Messenger RNA from Ixodes scapularis (black-legged tick), 1042 nucleotides. RefSeq names its product 2-amino-3-carboxymuconate-6-semialdehyde decarboxylase. Gene Ontology annotation, cellular component: cytosol; cytoplasm. Bases 27 to 953 code for a protein of 308 amino acids. The transcript has 8 exons. Gene Ontology annotation, molecular function: carboxy-lyase activity; hydrolase activity. The record is from RefSeq and is a predicted model, not a curated record. Gene Ontology annotation, biological process: secondary metabolic process. Lineage: Eukaryota; Metazoa; Arthropoda; Arachnida; Ixodida; Ixodidae.
GCUACGGAUAUGGCGGCUGGAUCACGAUGGAGCCUGAAUGCCGAGGGCACGCGGUCAUGAAGUACGACGACGGACGCUUCUUCAGGCGGGUGGAACCCAACUGCUGGUCCCCAGAGGACAGGAUAGCGGACAUGGACAGAACAGGUGUCACAAUCCAAGCGUUGUCGACAGUUCCGGUGCUCUUUAGUUACUGGGCAAAGCCGGAGGACGCGCUGGACUUCAGCCGCCUGCAGAACGACUACGUGGCUUCGGCAGUGCGUCGCCACCCGGACCGGUUCGUGGGCAUGUGCACACUGCCCAUGCAAUCGCCGGAGCUGGCCGUGCAGGAGCUCAAGCGCUGCGUCACGCAGCUGGGCUACGGCACGGUCAUCUUGGGCUCGCACGUCAACGACUGGACGCUGGCUGACCCACACCUGGACCCCUUCUACAAGACAGCCGAGGAGCUAGGCGUCGGCGUGUUCGUGCACCCCUGGGAUAUGCCGCAAACGAAACGCAUGUCGAAGUACUGGCUUCCCUGGCUAGUCGGCAUGCCGGCCGAGACGACGGCCGCCAUCUGUGAUGUCAUCUUUGGCGGCGUCCUGGAAAAGUUCCCGCGACUCAAGCUCUGCUUCGCCCACGGGGCGGGAGCCUUUCCUUACACCGUCGGCCGGAUACAGCGCGGAUUCGACGCGCGUCCCGACCUGUGUGCCGUUGACAACGACGUGCCACCGACGAGCUACCUGGGCAAGUUCUACUCGGACUCACUGGUCAUGAGCACCAAGGCCCUCCAGCUGCUGGUCGAUACUCUUGGAGAGGACAAAGUGAUGCUUGGCAGCGACUACCCGUUCCCACUGGGAGAGGCCGAUCUCCCAGGUCGCCUUAUUGAGGAGAGUUCUUUCAGCGAAACGAUCAAGGAAAAAUUACUUUGGAGGAAUGCUGCAGCCUUCCUGGGAGUCGAUAUCGACAAAGCCUGACACAUAUUUUGAUUUAAAGCAUUUAAAAAAAACACGAGAAGAAAUGAGCACCGAAUACGACAAUAAAUAAACAUAGAUGUUGCAGGUUU